Molecule: messenger RNA, 1275 nt
Organism: Thlaspi arvense
Lineage: Eukaryota; Viridiplantae; Streptophyta; Magnoliopsida; Brassicales; Brassicaceae
Source: the annotation of a GenBank genome assembly
AGCGAAAGAGCAAUCAUGGCUGCGAUAUCAUCCUCUGCUUUGCUCCUUAAUCCGUUGACUUCUCCCCAUCGGCCGCAUAAAUACUCGCCAGAGCUCUCUUCUGUCUCCUUAUCUUCUAGAAAGGCGGCUACUUGCGAUUUUCUCCCGGCUGCUCUCACUCUCAAGAGACAGAGCCAGAGGUGUAGCGAUGUUGUGUGCAAGGCUGUGUCUGUGAAGCCCGAAGCUGGAUUCGAUAUCGCCGAGAAUGCCGCUCAGCUUAUUGGGAAAACUCCAAUGGUGUACUUGAACAGCAUAGUCAAGGGUUGUGUCGCAAGUGUUGCUGCCAAGCUUGAGAUCAUGGAACCAUGUUGCAGUGUCAAGGAUAGGAUUGGGUAUAGUAUGAUUACUGAUGCUGAGCAAAAAGGACUCGUUACACCUGGAAAUGUAUUGACUCGAGAAAUCUCACUGGCGAUAGACAUUGUAUUGCAAAAAGUUCAGCGUUCUUGUGGAAUCUACAAGUGGAAACACAGGGAUUGGUCUUGCAUUUAUUGCUGCUUCAAACUUAUCUUGACGAUGCCCUCGUCCAUGAGUUUGGAAAGACGGCUUCUUUUGAGGGCAUUUGGAGCUGAGCUUAAGGCUGAAGAAAUCUUGAAAAACACUCCAAACUCCUACAUGCUCCAACAGUUUGACAACCCAGCAAAUCCCAAGAGGUCUGUGCUUGCUUCCUCUUCCAUAAUACUCUCUACCAUAAAUCAUGAGCUAGUGUCACCUCUGCUUCUGCACCAUCAUAAGAGAGUGGGAAAGAUUCAAAUUCAUUACGAGACUACUGGUCCUGAAAUAUGGGAAGAUACAAGAGGGAAGGAACUAUCACUGGCGUUGGUCGAUUCGUUAGAGAAAGAAAACCCGAAUAGAAGGUGCUUGACGCCAUAUCAGAAGCUAGGCUGCAAAUCUGGUUUCAUCAUGGCGCCGUUCAAGAACAUGGAGUUGUAUGGGCUUUAUCCGGCUAACGAUUCGGUUAUAGGUGUAGAACCAACUGAAAACGCUCUACUUUCUGCUGGAAAACCCGGACCUCACAAGAUUCAAGGAAUCGGAGCUGGAUUUAUUCCUAAGAAUUUGGAUCAGGCUAUUGUAGAUGAAUACAUUGCGAUUUCCAGUGAGGAAGCUAUUGAAACUGCGAAGUCGGUGUAUAGGAAGACAUGGCUGAAUUGGCUGAAGACGAGUGAGGAAGUAGAGAGACUCCCAUCUGAGCAAAAGAGUCUCAACAAUCCAUGUUCACCUCAUGUGCUCGAUCAUUAA